AUGCAAAUUUUCGUUAAGACUUUGACAGGCAAAACUAUCACUCUUGAGGUAGAGCCUUCCGACACUAUUGACAAUGUCAAGUCAAAGAUUCAAGACAAAGAAGGAAUUCCUCCAGAUCAACAGAGAUUAAUUUUUGCUGGAAAACAACUUGAAGAUGGAAGAACUCUUUCUGACUAUAAUAUCCAAAAGGAAUCAACUCUCCAUUUGGUUCUUCGUCUUCGUGGAGGUAUGCAGAUUUUUGUUAAGACCUUAACAGGUAAAACUAUUACUCUUGAAGUUGAACCAUCUGACACUAUCGACAACGUCAAAUCAAAAAUUCAAGAUAAGGAAGGAAUCCCUCCAGACCAACAAAGAUUAAUUUUUGCUGGAAAACAACUUGAAGAUGGAAGGACUCUUUCUGAUUACAACAUUCAAAAAGAGUCAACUCUUCACUUAGUUCUUCGUCUUCGUGGAGGUAUGCAAAUUUUUGUCAAGACUUUAACAGGAAAGACUAUUACUCUUGAAGUAGAACCAUCCGACACCAUUGACAAUGUCAAAUCAAAAAUUCAAGAUAAGGAAGGAAUUCCACCAGAUCAACAAAGAUUGAUCUUUGCCGGAAAACAACUUGAAGAUGGAAGAACUCUCUCUGACUACAAUAUCCAAAAAGAAUCUACUCUUCAUUUGGUUCUUCGUCUUCGUGGAGGUAUGCAGAUUUUUGUUAAGACCUUAACAGGUAAAACUAUUACUCUUGAAGUUGAACCAUCUGACACUAUUGACAACGUUAAGUCAAAGAUUCAAGAUAAGGAAGGAAUUCCUCCAGAUCAACAAAGAUUAAUCUUUGCCGGAAAACAACUUGAAGAUGGAAGAACUCUCUCUGACUACAAUAUCCAAAAGGAGUCAACUCUUCACUUAGUUCUUCGUCUUCGUGGAGGUAUGCAGAUUUUCGUUAAGACUUUGACUGGAAAGACCAUCACUCUCGAGGUAGAACCAUCCGACACCAUCGACAAUGUUAAAUCAAAGAUUCAAGACAAAGAAGGAAUUCCUCCAGAUCAACAAAGAUUAAUUUUUGCUGGAAAACAACUUGAAGAUGGAAGAACUCUUUCUGACUAUAAUAUCCAAAAGGAAUCAACUCUCCAUUUGGUUCUUCGUCUUCGUGGAGGUAUGCAGAUUUUUGUUAAGACCUUAACAGGUAAAACUAUUACUCUUGAAGUUGAACCUUCUGACACCAUUGACAAUGUCAAAUCAAAGAUCCAAGAUAAGGAAGGAAUUCCUCCAGACCAACAAAGAUUAAUUUUUGCUGGAAAACAACUUGAAGAUGGAAGAACUCUCUCUGAUUACAAUAUCCAAAAAGAGUCAACUCUUCACUUAGUUCUUCGUCUUCGUGGAGGUAUGCAAAUUUUUGUCAAGACUUUAACAGGAAAGACUAUUACUCUUGAAGUAGAACCAUCCGACACCAUCGACAAUGUUAAAUCAAAGAUUCAAGACAAGGAAGGAAUUCCUCCAGAUCAACAAAGAUUGAUCUUUGCCGGAAAACAACUUGAAGAUGGAAGAACUCUUUCUGACUAUAAUAUCCAAAAGGAAUCAACUCUUCAUUUGGUUCUUCGUCUUCGUGGAGGUAUGCAGAUUUUUGUUAAGACCUUAACAGGUAAAACCAUUACUCUUGAAGUUGAACCAUCUGACACUAUUGAUAAUGUCAAAUCAAAGAUUCAAGAUAAGGAAGGAAUCCCUCCAGAUCAACAAAGAUUAAUUUUUGCCGGAAAGCAACUUGAGGAUGGAAGAACACUUUCUGAUUACAACAUUCAAAAAGAGUCAACUCUUCAUUUGGUUCUCCGUCUUCGUGGAGGUUCUUUAUAA
Molecule: messenger RNA, 1833 nt
Organism: Strongyloides ratti
Lineage: Eukaryota; Metazoa; Nematoda; Chromadorea; Rhabditida; Strongyloididae
Product: Polyubiquitin-C
Exons: 1
Coding region: 1-1833 (610 amino acids)
Biological process (GO): modification-dependent protein catabolic process; protein ubiquitination
Cellular component (GO): cytoplasm; nucleus
Molecular function (GO): ubiquitin protein ligase binding; protein tag activity
Source: RefSeq, a predicted model, not a curated record